AAAAGAAGAGCCAUAUCUUCCGGCUGUUUCAACGUUUAGUUUGCAUUGCAACAUAGCACGAUUGCACUCGAGAAGAUACCAUGAACACAAUACACAUAAUAACACUACUACUGCCGCUAGUGGUGAGCUCAUUGCCUAUUGAUCUAGCCUCAGAUUACUUCCAAGGGUUUGAGGUAAACGAGACAGCCGUUGUGGAGUAUAUCGCAUCCAGGAACCCUCAUUUGAAUUUGAAGAGAUUACCACCAAUCGGGUCUCUACCUCUAGAUGCCAAUACCAAAGUGUUAGCACCUGGGGAGAUACCGGACUAUGUGCUGGCGUACUGUCCUAAAGUUCAUCUCUACACAGAGGAGACAUACCUCCCCUAUGACAUUGCAGACUACGUGAGGUAUUUCCACGUUGAGACGAAGAACCAUACCGUGAUACACAACGCACCUUUAUCACUGCCCAUGUUGGCUUCAUUUGCGAAGAAUGAGAGUUUGAAGGACGAGGAGCUGUUCUUAACCUCGGAUCAUGAGUUUGAUAACGAUCCAGAGUGGCUGACGGGUAAGCUGAACAAGCCUGAUCUAUCGACAGGAAGAAUACGGGAUGCUCCAAGUACCCUAAUAGUUGUCGACAAGGGGAAUGGGUGGGUAGAUGCGUAUUGGUUUUACUUCUACUCCUUCAAUUUGGGACCUUUCGUCAUGGGUCAUGGUCCAUACGGGAAUCACAUUGGUGAUUGGGAACACUCUCUAACGAGAUUCUACAAGGGCAUUCCAGUUUACGUGUGGAUGUCUGCUCAUGGUGGUGGCGGUGCGUAUUACUACAGUGCCCUUGAGAAGACGGACACUGGCAAACCUGUCAUAUUCAGCGCUAGGGGUACUCAUGCCAAUUACCCGUCCACUGGCCAACAUUCCCACGACCUACCAUUUGGAAUCUUGAGCGACUUUACAGACCGUGGUGCUCUUUGGGACCCAUCGUUGAACUAUCUGGGAUACACAUGGGAUGGCUCCAGCGUGUCUCCAGUGAGUAACACCAGUAAACCCGACAACCACAGAGAAUUGGCAUAUGGCGACUGGCUGUUAUACGAUGGUCGUUGGGGAGACGACAAAUUACCACCCAACGAUCCUCGCCAGCGUUGGUCGCCCUGGGAAUGGAAGUACAUAGAAGGGCCUACUGGGCCCCUCACCAAGCACCUUGAGAGAAGUGCGCUCUGCCAAAGGGCCAAGUGGUACAAUUUUGCACAGAGAUGUCCAGCCAAGAAGUUCAUCUCGCUGGGCCAUGGACCUGAAAGGGAGAGUGGUGUUGUCUGUGCCGAUCUCUGGCACUGGGUAAGGCCUCUGUGGGCGAAAUGGGCAUUGGAACAACUAACAUGGGGUGGUGGUCUCUGCUGGCUUUCCAACGCAAUCUGGGGCUAACAGUAUGCACCGAUUACGGAACGCAGCGGGCGAAUUGAUAUCUGGCAGCUCAACGUGACUG
Williopsis jadinii is the source of this 1455-nucleotide messenger RNA. RefSeq lists its product as uncharacterized. The record is from RefSeq and is a predicted model, not a curated record. Bases 81 to 1394 code for a protein of 437 amino acids. The transcript has a single exon. NCBI's taxonomy places the organism in Eukaryota, Fungi, Ascomycota, Saccharomycetes, Phaffomycetales, Wickerhamomycetaceae.